AGAAUGUCCGCGUGCCAGGGAGUCUGAUUGGAGCUGCUAUUAGGAAGUACUGGCCGGGGAUGUACACUCCGGUCCUUGGGGGCGAGUCCAAGCUAGCCUACACUUGGGAAGACUUUGAGAUAGCGCCUUACCCUGGCUUUACUUCCGCCGCCGACGCCGUGAUCAAGAAGUUUUGGCGCAAUUAUAGGGUGGCGACUGAGCAUAAGGAGAGGGCGGACGUGGUGCUCCGUAACAUGUGUCGGAAGUUGACACGGCAGCAGUGGUACAACCAGAGGAUCACGUGCAUCGGCCACUUCUAUGCUGAGCAGGGCGUAAGGUACACAAAGCCUGAGAUUGUGCAGGGACUCGCCCCGGCUAUGACGAUAGAUGACUUCAUGUCGGUUGUACCACAUUGGGCUGAUAAUAAUAAGAGGGCCGCCUUCAUGGAGUUGGUCAAGAAUUGGGUCGGCGAAAACCCCGAUUUCAAGGCCGUGAGCGACCGGAACAAGGCCAACCGUGGGAAUCAGGGAACACACACUGCGGGGAGCAGCAGCACCGAUCGCUAUCGGGAGCGUCUGGGGAAGAAGCUCGGGAGGGAACUUGGUGAGAUGGAAGCGUGGACGCACAUGAAGCUGGUGACGCCCCGUCCGAACGAGCCUCGGCCCGCGCCUGAGAUGUACUACGGCAAGGCCAAAGAGAGCAAGGAAAGAUACUGCGAGGAGUACGCCAAGCUCCAUCCAGAGGUGGAGGACCCUAUGACCGAGCCGGUCGACGAGGUGGCGAUGAUGCUGGCGGGGAACGGCCAGCCGCAUGGACGUCCUGCCUGCCUUGCUGGGGGUUUCAAGCCUCAGAGGAACUUCACGCAGAUCAAGGCUACCCUCCCCUCCGGCAGCUACGCUACCUCCUCCCAUCGCCUCCUCUACCCCGACCUAGACCCCAAGCUCCUCCCCAAUCAUCUUGCGGCGUCCAGGCAUGUGUGCCUCGACGGCGACGACCAUGGAGGAGGGGGUUGGGGCACGGGGUGGCCGAGCAUCAGCCUCCUCCUCCAUUUGGAUGGACCGAAGGAGCUGCCUCCUUUGCCUCGAGCGCGGCGGUGGUAG
This is a messenger RNA of Lolium perenne, 1079 nucleotides long. RefSeq lists its product as uncharacterized. The record is from RefSeq and is a predicted model, not a curated record. Lineage: Eukaryota; Viridiplantae; Streptophyta; Magnoliopsida; Poales; Poaceae. Gene Ontology annotation, biological process: transposition.